Molecule: messenger RNA, 1836 nt
Organism: Seminavis robusta
Lineage: Eukaryota; Bacillariophyta; Bacillariophyceae; Naviculales; Naviculaceae
Source: the annotation of a GenBank genome assembly
GAAUGAAUUAACGGAUGGUCGAUGUGGCGGCGAUGUAGCUGUAAAGCGAAUGUGCUCCCCCCAAUGCGAAGACAGCACUGAGCGAUACCAGUACCUUGUCAAUCCGACAAUCUCUCAUUAUAUUUCCACAGCGAGAGACAGAAGUAGCCAUCUAGCCAGCUAGAGAAAGAACGAAGAGUUGACCAUGACCAACAACAGCUACAACAGUCGCAACGUCAGCCUGGAUCUGUCUCAUCCAGACUCUCUUCGCGCCAUGGCUGUCUUGUGCACCAACAAGGCCCGGAAGCAAAAGAUCAAGACUAUCACGCUCCAUGUGUCGUCGUCAUCACAGCAGAGUUUAACAGCCGAUUGGAACUGCAACAAUUGCGAGGAUGACCACAUCACGAUGGAUGCACAGUCCAUGUUGGCCGUCUUUACCAUGUUGGGUAGCUUCCCGCAGUUGCGUCAAGUCACGGUGGAUUUGGACCUUGGAACGUUGCCCGUGGGAUCUCUGUCCGUGCUCUUGGAAGGAGCGCAAGGACUUCAAAUACUCGAGUUGCGACGCGUAUCCAUUCCAACGGUAGUAGGACGUGACCUGCACAAGAUUCUGCGUCGCGCUACAUCCCUUGACACAUUGACGUUGCGGCAGUGCCAAGGAUAUUCUGCAGUGCAAGCCUUUUUGACUCAUUUGCCCAAUCUCAAGCACUUGGAGUUGAUUGGGACCAAACUGAGUCCCCAAGGGACGCUGACGGCCGGUCUGUUGCUCCGCACGUGCCAAAAUUUGCAACGAUUGCGACUCGAAGAUGUACCUGAUCUGCGAGACGAACACAUUCAGACAUUGGCAGCGUCCUUGGCGGUGGAUGGGGACAGCAGUGCCACUCUUCGAGAAUUCCAUUUGUCUUCGGUCAGUCUGGGCGACGUGGCAGGCCAAGCCAUGGCCAUGUUGCUACAAACCACGCGCUUUUUGCAAAAGGUAACGCUCGAAUUGGGAUACUGGAGCCAGAGUGGCGUUUCCAUGGCGCAGAUUCUGCAGCAGUCCACCAACCUACAGCACAUCCAGCUCUUGCUCCCCGGUCGCAAUCAAGCAUCCGUGGAACACAAGGCUCGAGGAGUCUUGGCGGCAUUGGCCACCCAUCCAGGUGUCACACACUUGAAGCUGACACUGCAUCAUACAAGCUGCAGUCAAAAUGUGGUUGCUAUCGAAGAAGAUGAUCGCAACAACGUCAUGGACUCUUCUUCUAGCAGCAGCUGUCAUGGCGUCAGCGACAGUGUCUGGGAAGCACUGGAAGAAAUGUUGGCUCACAAUCACACACUGGGAAGUGUCAUUGUGAUGGACACUUGCUUUCAAGUUAUGGAAUUGCCUCCUGCCAUUCAAGCAACGUUGGACCGGAACCGCGCUGGACUCUCCCGACUUUUGUUUGGUGAUGAUUACUACGGCCAGGACAAUGACGUUGAUGAAGGUCGGUUUCAUGCCGACUACGCGAAUGCCGUUAUCAACCACAAGGACAAUCUGGAUUUGGUCUACUUUGCUCUCUCCAAUCAUCCGACCAUUCUCAGUCUAUGUACUGGUACUGCAGAUCAACAACAUGACGACAUGGAGGCUUCCUCUCCAGAACAACAGGCACAAGACAAGACCACACGAAGGAAUGCACCUCUUUCUCCCCCCUUCUUCCUCCCUCAUAAGAGCAAACCACCGAGUCCGGGUUCCAGCAUUUCACCAAACAAACUCCUGCGACAAGGAGUCCGACGACUUGCCCGAGGGCGAUGGCCUCGCAGCAAGACAACUGGCAGUAGUCGUCGGACUCCUACCAACACCAUUCGGUCACUGUAAAUAUAAUAUAGGAAACGUUUCUUUCC